AUGCUUCUCGCUUCCGUAAUAAGACAGUGCUUGUCUGCCCUCUCAGGUAUUACAUACUUUACGAGGACUGCUUCUGCCAUACUUAUUGGUGCUGGUAGCGGUAAUACGACGACACGCGGAAACGAGCAUCCAUCUAAAGUUCUGCUACUUAAAUAUGAUUAUGAACCGGUGAUCAAUGGGCCUGACGCUGCAAAUCCAAAUAUACUUGGAGAGGCACUUCAAAUCAUCGUGGAUUCGCUUGGAAUCACGGAAUCACAUCCUCCUGAACUAAAGUUUGCGGUUGCGCCGGGCAGAGGAUAUGCAGGCGAUUCUGAGGACCUUUAUUCUACUGGAUACCUGAUUACAUUCCACAUGCGGCAUGGGUUUGAUCCAAGUAUCCGUGGUGCAUAUCAUGCAUUCAUCCAAUAUGCUAAAAACUUCAAUGAGAAGUUUCCUCGAGAAAGAGCGAAAAUACUUUCAGGCCAACUUUAUCGCGAGCGAUACUAUGCGCGCGAAACGUACGAGACUGUUUUGACAUUUCAAAAUGGAAAAGUGCAGUCAGGUCAUUGGAAAGAGGGGAAGAGAACCCUUGACAUGGUAGACAAUAAGGAAUGGUGGAUGAAGACUGGAUUUAGAAGCAGCAGAGAUGUAAAGAGUUGA
Molecule: messenger RNA, 639 nt
Organism: Lentinula edodes (shiitake mushroom)
Lineage: Eukaryota; Fungi; Basidiomycota; Agaricomycetes; Agaricales; Omphalotaceae
Exons: 3
Coding region: 1-639 (212 amino acids)
Source: RefSeq, a predicted model, not a curated record